UGUGAGUAAAAAAAAGGAAAAACAAGAGUGCAUAUCUUUAGGUUAGUCUUAUCACUUUCUCAAGUUAAGGUGGUGAAAUGAAUUAUCCGGCCCUUGAGAGUUGAGAUCAAUUAAGGCCAACUAAUUGUUCUUCAGUCUAUAAUUCCAUUACUAAUAGUCUAAUUAAUUCUAACAAAAAUCCAUCACUAUUUUUUUUCUUAAAUAUAUAUAUUCCCAACUAUUAUUAAGAGCAAGCGUAUUGAAAGUUUAUAACUGGAGUUCACACAGUUUUCAAAAAAAAAAUAUUAAAAUAAAUAAAAGAAGUGAACCUGUCUCCUGCGAGGUCACUGCACUGAACCCGGAUCAUCACUGUAGCGCGGGUCCCACGGUAUGUGGCGGCCCGUGAUUAUUCCGAUUAAUUAAUUUUUUUUUUUAAACAAAAAUCAAACAGAAAAAAAAAAAUACUUUGUGAACCUCUUCCAUGUAGUUCACUGAUGCAGAUGCCCUAAGAGUCGGUAUAUUUUCAUAUUUUCUAUUUAUAAAAUCCGAAGAGUAGUAUUUUAGAAGAAAAAAAAUACACUGAAAUGAAGAAGUUUACUUUCGGCUACUUAUCUUUAUUUUUUUGUUGAACGAAUAUAUUUAUUUAUUGCAUAUUUUCCCCUGAUCAAACCUCUUCGCUCUACCUAAAAAUAUAGCUUAGAGGGUAUCGAACCAUCGACCUCCUCGGGAUCGCUGGGAAUGUCUGUCUAGUCAACAGAAGCCAUCGCCGUCAAAUCAGACACAUUAAUUUGGUCAGCAUGUAUUUCAGGCCAGGGUCAAACCUCCGAUUCGUGUGUAUAAUUGGAUAUGGUAGGUGUUAUAUUAUUAUUUGGUUGCUUAGCUAAAUCUAUUCCCACUCACAUCACAUGCAAAUAUAUAUUGCAAAUCAAAUAUAUAUAUAUAUAUAUAUUUAUUUAUUUAUUAAGAUUAUGGUACUUUCUUCUCAUACAUAAAAGUUAAACUGCUUCGCUGCUUAUCAGUUGUACGUAAAUCACACCGAAAAUAUUGAAUAAGUUAAGUUUACAGACAAGGUAAGAUCUAGCUCAUAAUUUGUUAGAGAGUACAAACACAUGAUUCAAUUCUAGACCUACUAGUCUUUUUAUAUUUUAAAAUACACUACAAUAAUUAAAAUAAAGAACUAAAAUAUAUUUUUCUGAUGUUGUAAAUGGCUGCGUCCAAUCUUUCAGAGUCUCUCGUCGCAGUAAUCUUUCAUAGUAACAAUUUUUUUUACAUAUUUUAUUACUAUUAAAACGUGGACUGUACGUUACCAUUCGGACUCACGAUCAACCGAGAGACAUUGGAUUGGACGCUUUGGUUUUCUACAAGAUGUGAUAGCCUCUUUGGCACUAGAGUAUUGAAACAUACAACUUUGUAUAAAUAUAAUAGUAUACAUUAGAAAGAACAAGUAAAGGAGGAAAAAAUCAACGGAGAAAAAAAAACGAUCGUUGAAGUUAGUCAUAGUGGAAAGAAAAGAUCAAGAUAGAGUCCACAAAGCAGCUAGUGUUUGUAGUUUAUAUAUAGUAACUCUUAUUUGAAUCAUUCUACAUGACUAUCUAUAAAAUAUAGACUUACACGUGCACUGAAUAUUUUCAUCUGUUAACUUUAUUACAUCUGAACAGCCAUGUUCUUUUAGAAGACUAUGCGUCAGAUUGCGGCCAAAUUUAUAACUGUUUUCUUGUUCACGCAACGGGAGAGUAACACCGGCAGCAACGGUGCUUUUGCCUAUCAAAAAUAAUCGCAGAGAUCAUUCUAACUGCUGCUAUUUUUACAGUGUCACAGACCGGAAAAAUUUACCAAAGUAAUCGCAGCGUCAGCUUAAUUAAUUUUCCACCAAUUUGUGUUUAUUUUGAUUUUCAGUUUUUGAUCCCUUGACGCAAACGUAGCGUCCUCUAAAAGCACAGGGCUAACCUUUAAUCUCAUGAUUACUGUAACAAUCAAGAAUAAUCUUAGUUGGCCCUUCCCAUUCGUAAAUGAAUGCUGAGAACAACAAAUCCAAACCGACAUGUUGUAUACUUGUAUUCAAAGUGAUUGGAACUCAAUUACUACCUAACGCUUUAAAAGAUCUUUUGCAAGAAAUUGAAUAGCAAAUCAUAUUUAUGUUCCAACAUGCAAAAGAUAAAGCAUUUCUCCUUGUUAUUGAACCUGUAACUUAGUGGUGGGUCUCCACGAAGACCCGUUAUAUAUAGGCCAAUGGCCAUAAAGACUAACCAAUUGCUAUUGGUUGAAUGAUGAAUCCCAUUGGUUUAACUUAUGUUCCAGGAAAAAAGAUGUUCAAGAAGUUAGAAAUUAUUUUCCUAUAUGAACUUCAGUACAUAAAAUUCGCAACAACAAUAAUUGUAUAGACUUUUUGUGGGAAUAUAGGUUCCUUUUCCGCAUAAAAUGAAACCAAUGAAGCUAUUUAAUUAUUUUUAAAAAAAUUCAAAAAGCUUUUUAGCAAUGCAAAUAUAUUAUGGAGAUGAAUAUUGAAUUAUUUCAGAAGAGCAUUAUGAGGAGCAUAAAGCAUGAAUUAUGUGAUUUAUAGAACGAAAGUACAAUCUAUACUAAAAUACGGUGAAAUUACCAUCGCAUACUUUAUCAAAAGUGGUAUUAGGCAAUACAACAAAUCAUAGGUACCGAAUUCAGAUUCCUCCAACCUAUACAAUGUUUGAGACGAAUAUAUUAAACCCUGGUCUGCAGGAAACUAUGGAGCUCCGUUACAAAGGAAAGAAAAAGAACAAAUAAGAAAAUAGUUGACAGGGUCCAGUGAUGGCUGUUAGUAACACCUUCAUGGAUGUAACGUCUGUACUCUGACCCGAUAUGGGCCCAUUCUUCCUGUCCUUUUCACACAGUCAGCUGCUUUACCUUUGUUCUCACGUGAUAAUUACAAUGUUACCCCUGCUUGAUCAUCGUUUCUGGCUCCACAUGUUGGCCUUUGAAUGCGAUCAAGAAGGCCCAUUAAAAUUUCCGGUUGGUUUUCCUAAAACCACCCUUUGAUAGUGCUGCAACGCGUUGGUUGAACACGUGAUUUAUGACGGAGAUGAGGGUGACUGUCGUCAUUUCAGGGAAGGAAUGAUUGUCCCAGGAAGACUUACCGUUAAGUUUUUCAUUAGAUGAAAGAUACAUGUGACUGAAUAUUCAGUUAAGUUCGUUUUGGUUUUGGAAAUCAAAUGGUUUUGGACAAUGAAUUGAAAGCAAACAUAGGUGAAAAUAUAAAUUUAAUUAUAGGAUGAGUUUCUUUGGGUAGUCUUACAAUUUCGUUUACAAAAUCAAUAAUUUUGUACAGUACAAAUUUGUUUUAAGUUACAAUAAAAACAGAAAACGAUUUCUGGUUACUUAUCAAUUUUGUGUUUAUUUACGUAUAUAUUUGUGUGUGGUCAUCCUACUAUGGUUAGGUAGUGUUUCAGUAUUUUCUGGAUCUUAGAAUGAAGAAAAAUAUCCUUAAGAAACCCACCAUUUUGAUAAUGCUUUUGAUAUUUUGCCAAAAAAAGGUUUUGCAGAAAUUGGGUCAUACAUAUGAUCCGUUCAUUUCAAACAAAAUAAGUAAUAUAAAUUUUGUCAAAACAGAUUAUUCACCUUUGUAAGUUGGAACACGAAAAUCUUGAUUUGAAUUUUUCUUUUACAGGAAAACUGAGACCAUAGAUUCUAAAACCUAUAGUAAAACUACUAGUAGUAUACUAGUUUUUUUUUGUCUAUUUGCUUCAACAUAUUACUACAUUUACUACUGAAAAUUGGAUCCUAAUUAAAUGUUGACAAAGACCGGAUCAAACGAGGUCGGCUGAAGACUUGGUUAUAGAAAAUUUUAAAAUAAAUGUUCUAACCAUAGAGAAACCAAAAAUGACAAAUUUAAAAUCAAAAGAUUUACCUAACACGUGUUGACUUGGUAUGUGAAUUCUGAAGUAGGGAUCUAACUUAAAAUUAAACUGAACUUGAAUUGUAAUAAAAAGUAGGAACCCGAUGCGGAUUGGAGAUCUAGUUGGGUGCAAUUUGAUUAAAACAAAGUUAAUAAUAACAUUUGUAAGGAAAAUAUAUAGAUACGGUCCGAGCUAGAAAAGAACCAAACAACAAGCCAAGUAAGAAAACAUUCUUUAAAUCCUCUGUAAUGAAAAACACAGAGAGAGAGGAAGGUGGAUCCUUUAAAGAGAGACUCGUGGAGGCUGUACUGGAACGAAGCUGACACAAAAUGGCCCCAACAUCUUCUUCUGCUUCUCCGCCUUAUAACGUCGAUAUAUUCAUCACGAUCUCCGCUUCUUAACCCUUUAAGUAAAAGGAUUCGCAUUCCUGCAGGCUGCAUGUUAUCGGUUUAUCAUCAGUUGUAGUCUGGUUUUGUUGUGGAAACAUGGCGGAGACGACGAAGGUGAUGUACAUAGUGGUGGUCGACGACAAUGAUGUUGAUACGACGACGGCGAUUGUGGAAGAAGACGGAACCGGGAAUUGGAAAGAUUCGUUCCGGUAUACGCGUCCGGUUUUGCAGAGUACUCUUCAGCUAAUGGGUUGCAAAGCCCGUCACGCCUUCAAGAUUAGCCGGAGGGUUUUUGAGUUAAUAAGAAGUGAAGGCACCCUAAUACUUUCUCCCACGCACGGGAAAGAAUCUGUAUUUGACAAGACGUGUGAUGCUGCUUCAGCUUGUGCUGGUGUAGAAAAGGUUAGCUUUUCGUCUACUACCGAUGAUGUUGACAAGAGUAAAAGUAAGCCCUUUGAGAUGCAUAAAAGGCGCACAACCGUUGUUGUUCCACGAGAAAUAUUCGUUAACGUUGUCUGUCACGCUCUCGCUGAAUAUAAGUACGUCGGCCAUGACCAAAGAGCAGACUUGAUCCUGGCCUGCAAGAUUCGAGAAAGAAAAGAAUCUGUGACUGUUCUACUAUGCGGCACUAGUGGCUGUGGCAAAUCUACACUCUCCGCACUUCUGGGCAGCAGGCUGGGGAUUACAACAGUAGUCUCGACCGACUCAAUCCGUCACAUGAUGAGGAGUUUCGUUGAUGAGAAGCAAGAUCCUUUGCUGUGGGCUUCAACUUACCACGCGGGAGAGUGCCUUGACCCUGUGGCAGUCGCAGAAUCAAAAGCCAAAAGAAGAAGAGCCAAAAAAAAUUAUGGAAAAUCAACAGUUGAGGAUGACAAACCAACCACCACUACCACUGUUGCAGCUUUGUUAAGUCACAAGCAGAUGGCUGUAGAAGGAUUCAAAGCUCAAAGUGAGAUGGUGAUUGAGAAUCUCGAUAGGCUCAUUACAGCUUGGGAAGAAAGGAAAGAGUCUGUGGUUGUUGAAGGUGUCCAUCUAAGCCUUAACUUUGUGAUGGGACUGAUGAAGAAGCAUCCGUCGAUUGUUCCUUUCAUGGUUUACAUCUCGAACGAGGAGAAACACUUGGAACGGUUUGCAGUCAGAGCCAAGUACAUGACCCUAGACCCAGAGAAAAACAAGUACGUCAAAUACAUACGCAACAUCAGAACAAUACAGGACUACCUCUGUAAACGAGCUGACAAACAUCUCGUCCCCAAGAUAAACAACACCAACGUCGACAAAAGUGUGGCUGCCAUCCACGCCACGGUCUUCUCCUGCUUACGUAGGCGUGAAGCAGGAGAGCAGCUCUAUGAUGCCACCACGAAUACCGUCUCUGUGAUCGACGACGAGUACAGGAACCAGUGUACAGCUAACUCGUUGAGUUCCAAAGGAAUGUUUCAGCUGAUUCAAAGACAAGGCUCUUCUAGGCAUCUAAUGGCUCUUCUCAACACCGAUGGAACUUUCUCAAGGACUUGGCCUCUUGGUGGUAAGGUUGAUGAGACGAUGGAGGGGAAUGGAAUGGUGCAUCCGGUUUAUGGAUACUUGCAGAAAGCUGAACCGGUGAAUCUUCAGUUUGGUUUGUUUGGGAUUAGUGCUUGGCCUAGUGAUGGAGCCACGAGCCGUGCUGGGAGUGUAGAUUAUGAUUCUAGAGCUGACUUGGGGGAAAAUGGAAGUAGGCAUUACUCUUCUUGCUGCAGUUCUCCUAGGAUGUCUGAAGGAACUUCCAAAGAGCUUAAGGAGGAGCAGUCCGUGCAUGGUAGCGAUGAAGAAGGUGAGGACGAUCCUCCUGAUGAGCAUGAUACAGAUUUUAGCGAUGACGACGAUGAUAACAAGCAAGACCAUGAAGAGGUGGGAUCAGUUGAUGAGGAAUCUACAAAGUCAGAUGAGGAGUACGAUGAUCUUGCUAUGGAAGACAAAAGUUACUGGACGGAUAACGAGGAAGAGUCACGAGAUACGGUGGCGGUAAUGUCUGAGAAAAAACACAAGCUGAUGACGAAAGAUGACAAAUAUGUACAGAACUUAGACCUUUUUCUUCGUACAGCUGCGAACAAGCAGCUGGUGGAGCCGCUUGAGCUAUGUGCAUCGCUGUUCACGUGUGAGAAUGGGAACACAAGACGCUUGUCGGGUAAAGAGAAGAUGAAGAAGCGUUCUCUUAGCAUCUCGGCUCUUGGAAAACGCGGGUCGGGUUUGGGAGAUACGAUUGUUUUGGGUGCCCCAUGAUCCUUUGCAAGUAAAUUCCUGAGUUCUGUGUAGUCUGUAGUUUAAGUUUUGUGUGUGUGUGUAUAGUUUUAACGUGUCUCAAACUUUGGGUUGUCUAAAUACGCUUUUUCUUAUUCUUGUC
This is a messenger RNA of Brassica rapa (field mustard), 6614 nucleotides long. RefSeq names its product P-loop NTPase domain-containing protein LPA1 homolog 1-like. Lineage: Eukaryota; Viridiplantae; Streptophyta; Magnoliopsida; Brassicales; Brassicaceae. The record is from RefSeq and is a predicted model, not a curated record.